Chlorella variabilis is the source of this 693-nucleotide messenger RNA. RefSeq lists its product as hypothetical. Gene Ontology annotation, biological process: GPI anchor biosynthetic process. Lineage: Eukaryota; Viridiplantae; Chlorophyta; Trebouxiophyceae; Chlorellales; Chlorellaceae. The coding region runs from base 1 to 693 and encodes 230 amino acids. The transcript is spliced from 5 exons. The record is from RefSeq and is a predicted model, not a curated record. Gene Ontology annotation, molecular function: phosphatidylinositol N-acetylglucosaminyltransferase activity. Gene Ontology annotation, cellular component: glycosylphosphatidylinositol-N-acetylglucosaminyltransferase (GPI-GnT) complex.
AUGGUCUCCGACUUUUUCUACCCCAACACGGGGGGUGUGGAGAGCCACAUCUACCAGCUGUCGCAGUGUCUGAUGGCGUUGGGACACAAGGUGGUGGUGCUGACCCACGCAUAUGGCGACCGAGCGGGAGUUCGCUACCUCACAAACGGCCUCAAGGUGUACUAUGCGCCCCGCCUGCCCUUCACCCAAGCCGUCACGUUCCCCACCCUGUUUGGCGGGUUCCGCCUGCUGCGCACCAUCCUACUGCGUGAGCGCAUCAACCUGGUUCACAGCCACCAGGCCUUCUCCACUAUGGCGCACGAGGCCAUCAUGCAUGCACGCACCAUGGGCUACCCAACUGUCUUCACCGACCAUUCCCUUUUUGGGUUUGCUGACGCCAGCAGUAUAUUGGUCAACAAGGUGCUCAAGUACACGCUGGCAGAUGUGCACCACGUCAUCUGUGUCAGCCACACCAGCAAGGAGAACACGGUCCUGCGCGCGUGCAUCCCACCCAAGCGCGUCUCCGUCAUCCCAAACGUUGCGGGAGCGGGCUGGCAAAAUGAGCCACAGCUGGGCCAGCAGCAGAGGGACCGUGGGAUCACGAUUGUGGCCCUGAGUCGGCUGGUGUACCGCAAAGGCAUUGACUUGCUGGCGGCCAUACUGCCGACCCUCUGCCAUCAGCACCCAAACUUGCAGGUGCGGCACUUUUGUUGA